This is a messenger RNA of Drosophila miranda, 872 nucleotides long. RefSeq lists its product as uncharacterized. The record is from RefSeq and is a predicted model, not a curated record. The coding region runs from base 108 to 515 and encodes 135 amino acids. The transcript is spliced from 3 exons. Gene Ontology annotation, cellular component: nucleus. NCBI's taxonomy places the organism in Eukaryota, Metazoa, Arthropoda, Insecta, Diptera, Drosophilidae.
UUGCACAAAUGUGCAUGUAACAGCUCAGACUGUGCUUGUAACAUGCGCUUAACAGAACAUCUGGGUGAGCACAGCUGUUUCCCGCCCAAUUUAAUUCGGACUUCAAAAUGGGAAAGCAUAAAUCAUCUCUUCAAGAUGAAAUCCUGGUGGGUUUUAUGAAAGACAACCCGGACUUGGCAAAAGGAUUUGUGAAGGGCGACCGAGUUGUUGUCGAUGCCAAGUGGGCAGAGCUUUGCGGCGCUCUCAAUGCUGUUGGGCCGCCAAUCAAGGACGCAUUGGGUUGGAAAAAGGUUUGGGCAGAUUGGAAAACAAACAUCCGCAAGAAGAUGGCGAAAAACAAAUCAGAAACUCGAGCUACAGGUGGAGAGCCCUUCGCUCAGCAAUCGCUUGGGGAAUUGGAGGAGGAAGUGGCCAAGCUAUGUGGCCUCUACGAAAUGGUGGAAGGAGUAGGUGGGCAGCGUAUGGACUUCCCCCCCGUACCACCAAGGAGUCCGACACUGGGGUUAAGUGCGUGAUGGAAGACCCCAUUGAGGAGGAACCCUCAGAGAAGGACGAACCCUCACAGAAGGACGAACCCUCAGAGAAGGAGGAGCCCAUGCCGAAGCGCCGUCGAACUAGACCAGCGCAGACCAUGGACCUCAACGAUCUCUGCGCUGCUCAGCUGGAUGAAAUGUCGGCAAUUUCCAAGAAAAUUUCGGAACAUUUCGAACGAAUGGAAUCGUUAGAGGAGAAGCUCGAGGUCCAAAAGGCGCUUGUAGACAAAUUUAGCCAAAUUUUGGACAAAUUUGCGAAAUAAUUAGUUUCCUAUUAGUUUUUUUGUGAAACUUAGCUUUAUUAGUUAUAAAGAAUAUCGAAUGACAUAAAGAAGAAAA